Messenger RNA from Cercospora beticola, 1023 nucleotides. RefSeq lists its product as uncharacterized. The record is from RefSeq and is a predicted model, not a curated record. NCBI's taxonomy places the organism in Eukaryota, Fungi, Ascomycota, Dothideomycetes, Mycosphaerellales, Mycosphaerellaceae.
AUGCGUGUCGAGUUUCCAUCCAGAAGGAAGGCUGGAGAUUCGUCAUUCGAGUAUGCUUUUCAGAGACGAGAAAAAGAAGAAAGAGAGACCGCUGCUCUGCCUCUGAUCUUACCAGACCAGUUCGCACUUCUUUCGAAACAGGGCCAGGCAACACCUGAGCAUGCGCGCUCGUGCGUAUACCACUUGAAAAAUGACCUGCAAAUCAAGCCGCUAUCGCAGCGAGGCUCCGAUAGCGAAGCUGGACACGUCGGCGGGAGAGUCCUUCAUUGGCUGUGGGGCCAAGACAUGAAUGUCAGGGACGAGCUUUCGCUGGAUCGGAUCUUUGUGGAACGUCUUUCUUAUUUCUUGGUCGCCGAAGGCAGAGAGGAAUUCCUUUGGAAAUGGCUGCUCCACGAAUUGGCGACCACGAAGCGCCGCGUGAAUAAGCCCGGACGCCACCUUUGGGUACCUGGAAUCAUGAACGCCCAGCGUGAGUUUUUUGAUUCCGUUGUUCCGCCUCUGAGAACUCUGCACAGAGCAUUAGAAGAUUUCUCGGGCAGGCGUUUGUGGCCUAUGACUUUUGCUGCAGCCGUGGCUGGUCAAAUUAUGAUUACAAGCAACAAUGUACCACCCUACGACCCCGCUCUGUUUACUGUGGUGCUGCGUGCCAACGAGGCUGGCAAGAAAGGUCCAGUCCUUAGAUACACUCAAGCGGCUGCGAUGCUCUUCCACCCGACACAGCCGAAUGCCAGGUUUUUCUUGAAUGAGACAUCUGAGUACCUGAAGCUCGGCAUCAACACGGCUCGAGACGCUGCACAGAAUGCAUUCGCAGCACAUGUCCUUCGUGCUGCAUAUAUAUUUCGACUCCAGAACAACGCCAAAGAUGCAGCCUGGCUAGAAGCCAUUGUGAAAACAAGGUUUCCCGUUGUCUGGGCCGCCCGGGAGAAGAAAAGGUUGACGGAGCUGGAGACUGACCCUAAGCUGGAAGUAUUGCGGCGUCAAUACACAGGCCAGGCACCGCCGACUUUUGAUCCUUGGAGUUGA